GCUUUAUGAAGAAAGGGUAGACCUAAAGCAAACAAUUAGACUUCUAUAUCAGUGAAAAUACUUCAUAAUGAACCCCAUGACCUGAUGCAAUAUGCCUACAUGAAAGAGAGUAACCUCAGAAAACGCUGAGAUCUAUUAAAAAUGUAUCUAACACAGUCUUCAACACUGUACAUCCUAUAGCCUAUACUGUACUUUUUGACGCUGCAUCACAAUUAUGUAACCCUCGGCAGAGCCGGCAACAGUUACGGAUCAGUAACAUCUGUAAAUACUGCAGAAGCCAUAAAACCUCCACAAGUUGAGCGUUUUAUUCAAGAAGGGCCAGUUUAGGGGAGAGUAGCCUGUUACCCAACAAGGUUUGAUUUUGAAUGGGAUGACGCGGACACCGGGCUGGAGAUGCGGAGAAUUAUUUGCCACAGAUUCCUCUGCAUAGUGGAAGCACUAUCAGAGACCACGUGAGAGGAAUAUUCAAUGACGGUCCCCGACAGACCCAGUUCAUCUCCGCUGGCACUCCUCUGCUGACAUGGACUCCUCCUGGACUCUCUGUUUUCUCCCACUCACGGACGACACUCCGUCUGAAUGUAACCUUUGAUCUUUUACCGUCACUUCUUCUUUUCUGUUCUUUUUUUUUCUUUUUCUUUUUUCUUCUUCUCUCCUCCACCACUCAGUCAGUCAGUGGUGGGUAUGGCUUGGCCGUGCAUCAGCAGAGUGUGCUGCCUGGCUCGCUUCUGGAACCAGUUCGACAAAUCGGACUUGUCCGUCCCGCUCACCAUCCAGAACUACUCGGACAUCGGCGAACAGGAGGUGCGGUCCGUCACCAAACAGGUUUCAGCCUCGGACCCGCGCGCGGCCACCGGCUCCCCUCGCGCGCCCGCGGAUGGAACUGGGACCAGGGGGUCUUUCAAGGCACGGAAGGAGACCAGUUACAAGCCCCGGGAGGACUACCACCCACCCGGAGUGCCUUUCACCAGUGUCACCCAGUACAAGCAGGAUUUCAAGCCAUGGCCAAUUCCUCGGAAAGAGAACUUCCCGUGGAUUAGUAAUGGGGGCAGCAGGGCGGACAGUGUUUCGGACAGCCCGGGGAACAGUUACCACCCUGGGGAGAGAGAGGAGAGGGGCAGGGGGCAGAGGUGGGGGGAGCAGCAGGGGACGGAGGAGAGAAAAACCAGCUCCUACAGGCAAGAGUACAGGCCAUGGACAGGUGUGAAACCAGCCAAAAGUGCUAGGAAAAACCCUCCAGCUCAAUACUCCAGCCCUGGCACAGAGGCCACCGAGGUCCCACGUGAGACCAGCUACCAGGCUGCCUACAGCGGGGAGUUGCACAGCAGGAACACAGGGCUGCACCAGGGGGAGCACGUCAUCCCGUCUGCCAGCACAAAUAUACAACCUGCUGCUGUCCCCCCACCCAUUCCCGCUGCCCUGCCGGCUGGUAGUCCACAGACCCCCUCCAGCCUCCAGCAGAACAUCCUGCCUGAGAGGACUGAGCUCGGCGUGAUGACCAGAGGAGAGGAAAAUCUGGUAAGGACCAAGCUCACUCCGAACCCCUCUGCCAUAUUUCAAGGUGGAUCCAGGGUCUUCAACAUCUGAAAUGUUCCCAAACCUUCUACUUUCUUUCAUUUAUUUUUCAGUUUUAAAUGGAAUCAAUGGGAAUGAUUUCAGUCGAUUCCAACACAAGAAUCUAUGCAAGAGAAAGUAACAUUGUGAAGCCUGCAGAGCUGCUGACAGACAACCCCUCCUUUACCUUCCUGUCCCUGUUGCUUUUGAAAUGAAUAUGCAUGUAACAAAAUAGUUUUUUUCUGCAGUGGCGAAUGCACAAAAAACUGGCUGCUCUGUGUGUUUGUAUGUGAGAGUCUGUUUGUGUGUAUGUGUGCACCUGCUGAUGUGUCCUUUUGUUGUUCAGUCUGCUCUGUUCAUGAGUGAAGCGGAUGGUCAUUAAAUGCUUCCAUGUAGACCCUUGGUGUUGCUAGAAAAUCUGCUUGAAAAUCUGUUAUUUAUUUUAUUGGUAUUAGUUUGCUAUUUUGAGGAAGUGUCGUUUAGUUUAUCAUUUUGUAAAUCUAUUGUUAAAGAAGAAAAGCAAGUAAACAAACUGUAAGUGAAAAAAUCAAUAAAAGAAUGUUAAGUUCUUCACACUUUC
Messenger RNA from Labrus mixtus (cuckoo wrasse), 2131 nucleotides. RefSeq names its product MAP6 domain containing 1 (gene map6d1). Bases 682 to 1584 code for a protein of 300 amino acids. Gene Ontology annotation, cellular component: cis-Golgi network; Golgi-associated vesicle; microtubule. Gene Ontology annotation, biological process: microtubule cytoskeleton organization; cytoskeleton-dependent intracellular transport; regulation of microtubule cytoskeleton organization. The record is from RefSeq and is a predicted model, not a curated record. The transcript is spliced from 3 exons. Lineage: Eukaryota; Metazoa; Chordata; Actinopteri; Labriformes; Labridae. Gene Ontology annotation, molecular function: microtubule binding; calmodulin binding.